This is a messenger RNA of Lolium rigidum, 1183 nucleotides long. Its product is annotated as ethylene-responsive transcription factor 8-like. The coding region runs from base 145 to 897 and encodes 250 amino acids. NCBI's taxonomy places the organism in Eukaryota, Viridiplantae, Streptophyta, Magnoliopsida, Poales, Poaceae. Gene Ontology annotation, biological process: regulation of DNA-templated transcription. The transcript has a single exon. Gene Ontology annotation, molecular function: DNA binding; DNA-binding transcription factor activity. The record is from RefSeq and is a predicted model, not a curated record.
CUUUGCUGCUCCUCCUCCUCCUUCCUUUUUAACCAGCCGCUUCCCCCCUAUAAUAAGUCCCCCUCCUCCCCACCCGAUCCUACACGCAUCCAUACGCGCUGCGCACACCAUCCAACAAGAGACGAAAAGAAGGGAAAGGAAGCCAUGGCGCCGAGGACGUCGGAGAAGGCGGCGGCGGCGGCGGCACCGUCCGCUGCGGCGGCGACCGGUCUUGCGCUCGGCGUGGGCGGCGGAGGAGGUGGAGGUGUCGGGACGCACUUCAGGGGCGUGCGGAAGCGUCCGUGGGGCCGGUACGCCGCGGAGAUCCGCGAUCCGGCGAAGAAGAGCCGCGUGUGGCUGGGCACGUACGACACGGCCGAGGAGGCGGCGCGCGCCUACGACGCCGCCGCGCGCGAGUACCGCGGCUCCAAGGCCAAGACCAACUUCCCGCUGUUCCCGUCCGCGCUCGCCACGGCCGUGCCCGUCGGUGUCGCCGGCGGAGACGGAAGCCGUAGCAGCAACAGCAGCACCGUGGAGUCGUUCGGCGGCGACGUCCAGGCGCCCAUGCAGGCCAUGCCGCUCCCUCCGGCCUCCCUGGAGCUCGACCUCUUCCACCGCGCCGCCAACGCCGCGGGCGGUGCAGGCGCCGGCGUAAGGUUCCCGUUCAGCGGCUACCCCGUGUCCCACCCGUUCUACUUCUUCGGCCAGGCCGCGGCGGCGGCCGCCGCCGGGUGCCACGUGUACGGCAGCAGCAUGCCGCCGCAGGUGACGGUGGCGGCCGUGUCCCAGAGCGACUCCGACUCCUCGUCGGUCGUGGAUCUGGCGCCGGCGCCGCCGCCCGCCGCCGCGUCGGCGCAGAGGGCGCCCGUCGAUUUUGACCUGGACCUGAACGGCCCGCCGCCGGCGGAGCUGCUCUGAUCGUUUGGGCGCCGGAGUUUUUUAGCUGAUAUGAUCAUGACUCGCUAGUAGUUUCGUUCGUCGGUUCUUUUUUUUUUCUUGUAUGUUUAGGCGUCCGGCCCUCUCGCGUAACGGAGGCGAGGGUAGAUCUGUAAAUACGGUUUCCUUUUUUUCGCCGGCGGAGGAGAAGAGUACAGUGGUUAGCUUGAGAUGGAAGAAGACCCGAGAUGUACUGCCGCCCAAGGCAAGGCAAGUCCUGCCGGCGUUGUUAUGGACCGAAUUAUAUUGAGCUAUUACUACUUUGACA